GCGCUGCGCACGCGCAGGCCACUCGCAAGAUGUCCUUAGUAGAAGGUGCUUCGGACACGGAGCACAGGCCGGACGAGAGCCCUAAGAAGAAGACGGAUAAGCCAAGUGACCGCCUGCAGAUGUCGGAGCCAUACAUGUGGAAGGAGCAGAUCCAUACUCUGAUGAAGGGUGCAGACAGCGAGUCCGAUAUCUCGGACUCUGAGCACUUCCUCACCAAGGGGGCCUUCCUCCUGACGCCCUCACACGGCCUCAGCAUGGAAAAGGCCUCAACCAUUUGCGAGAAAAUGGAAUUCAAGGGGUGCUUCUCUCUCACGAAAACUGCUACAGGAAUUCUCUUCAAGUUUUCCAGUGUUGAUGAUUAUCAGAUGGUUUUCAAGAAGGGAUUCCACAAGGUCACGGGUUCCAGGUUCUAUAGAAAGAUCGCCAUCCCCUGCCGACCCCAGAAGACGUUCACAGUAUAUGUGUACGACAUUCCUGAUGAUAUCCCGGAGGAAGAUGUCCGCCAUGCCCUCUUCAAAUUCACCUCUAUCGUGGAAGUGGUGCGCCUCAACUUUGCCGGAUCGCCGCGUGAAGGGAACACUGGCACCUCAACCCCAAAGCCUAUAGAAAAGACGCCACCUCGUGCCAUCGCCAACAUAGAUGGAGAGCUUGUCAGCAGUAUGGUGCCCAAAGAAGCUUCCAGCAUCAUACGUAUCACCCUAGCCAAUAUCGAGGAGGCGAACAUCUUGCUGCAGAACGGUUUGGACUUCUAUGGAGCUACCUACUUCCCUACAGAGCUAGCCACGCCAGCACAAGCUGCCAAGUUGAUCAAACCUAGCAGACCAUAUUCUUCCAGGGUGACAGGGGGUACGGUGUCGGCCAGGGUCAGAGAUCUGCUGCCAGUGUUCGACCAGCAAGGCUUUGCCAAGUUCGCUCCGCCUGCGUCUAGACUGGUUAAGCCCCCAAGGAAGUAAAUUACGACUGUAUUUCCAAUUAUGCCCAGUACCACCUGCCGUAUGUCGACCAAAUCUGUAUAAGUAAAAGCGAUCAGUAGGCCAAAGUCUUGUUAAAUUUGAAAAGAAUAACACUUACGUAUUCGCCAAAAGUGUUUUUAUUCUAGCUAACCGCACAUCUACCAAAACACCGUAUUUCAAAUUCUACGCCUCGCUGGUUUGGCUUCUUACCCAGUCUUUUCUGGAAAUAGCCGUAUCACCAAGGCUGUAGGUCAGGGGGAACUUUUGGGGGUUAAAUCGACUCUUUCAUUGAACUUGAAUUCGACAAUUGGAUGUGACCAAAAUGCAUAUUUUUCGUUACUUAUUAUUUCGUGUUCAAAGCUAGAUACCCCCAAAAUGGCUUCCUCGAUUUGACCUUGAGUAGUAAUACAGCGUUUUUAUGGGCUUCAAAAGACCAUGCCCCUUUUCAGGUUAAGCGUGCUUUCGUCAUAUAUCAAAUUGACACAUCAGUUAAAGUAGCAGAAAACUAAUAAUCCUACACCUAGCACAAAAGCUUAAGCUAAUAAUCGCAUUUUCUCAGUUCAAGCAUAGUUCGUAGCUCAGUAGCUAGUACCUAAAAUCCUAAAUAUUAGUAGAUACCAGUAAAUGAAUGCAUACGUGCAUAAGAUGUGCUAGUAGUUCCAGAAAUUCUUUCGGAAAUUUUCCUUAAAAAUGGGCAUAAUACGAAAUUUCUUUUUAUUUUACAUAUGAUGAUUGUGUGUUUUUGAGUGCGAUCCUAGAGUAAGUUUUCAAGUAAAAGUAUUAAAAUAGCGGUCUUAUUCUUGCAAUACGUUAUUCACAUUCGUGCACAGUUUAGAAGGUGGCACCUGUCACGGGCAUGUUGCGCAAGACAAUCACAAUCGUAAUUAUUUUGCCAAAUUCGAGUUGUCAUAUAAUGAAUUAAAGAAUUCUUGCACGCAUAUCUAGGGUUCAGAAUGCCUUUCCGCGGUCUGUGUCACCUCAAUCCUUCAACCAUUGAAAUAAAAAGGCAUCUUUCAGUAAAGCGUGUCCGAUCUUCUCAACAUUUACACUUUAUAUCAACUGAGAUAGCGGUACUUGUUAAUUGAAAACUUGCACUAAGGGCAAUUCUCGCUACAACAUUGAGAUGGGUACUAGGAAUGAAAUGUAUUUCGUAACGUCAAUUUUGAUACCUCUUCAUUCACUGUCCUCUAUUUUAACGCACUGCCAAUGAAUGACAAUUUUCCGCAUUUGAAGAGCCAACCACGAGCGUCAUUGGAACUAAUAUUAUGUAUUUUUAGUAAUUCAAAUUUUAGUUCCUGGGACACUCGUAUUACAGCUUCUCAACUCACAGCGCCAAAACGGCGUCAACAGUUGUACACACAAACAAAGUGACAGCAACCUAUCUUGGGGGCUAUCAGCAGUCCAAUUUUAAUAUUUUUGAUGCUCCUUUUUUACGGAUUAAACAUCUCUAUUCUAGGGAUGUCUUGGUAUAUUAUGUAAAUAUCUUGGUAUAUAAUGUAUAAUGUACCGUAAUUUUGAAACAAUAUUGCUUUUAGCCAUGGAAGUAAGACUUGUGGUAAUAAUAGAGGACAGUGUCUUCAUUCAAAAAUUGCAACUUUGGCAGCACGAAUUAUGGUAACGAGUUUGUUACUUCAGUUUCAUACAGAAUCAAUACCAUUCAGUUUCAUUAUUUUCGUUCAUUCAAUAGUAUAACAUUUUCGCGUUUUCAAGACUGUAACGUUAAAGUGAAAUGGCUCUAAAUCGAUGUCAUAGCUGUACAUUUUAACAGCUUCAAGUGGAACUUUUCAAAACUAUUACUUUUACUCUGACGUUAUAGUGUUUUGAUUCUCUGAAACUAGGAUUGCAAGAAUGGAACUCCUGUACUAAAAAGGUUUAUACAAUCAAAUCAGUCCGUCGCUUGAUUUGUCGCAACCUUAGAUACGAGUAUUUAAGAUAGAGUACGUCUUAGCAAGGUCAGCACCGUCUCAACAGUUCGAAAUUGCAAGUUUCGUAUAGUUACAAAAAUACACACACCUAUGUUCUUGUGUUAUUUUACGCCUUUAGUUGCGUGGAAGAAAUCGCUUUGUGUCACCUUCAAAUUGUUCCCUCUAUGUAACUUGCUCUAUGUAUUCUUGAUUUCUGUUAAUUUUUUGUUUUCAUUCAUUCAUUGAUACACACAUUAAUUCAGUGUUUCUCAAUAAAGGAAUUUACUAAAAUGCCGUAGGUUAUUGUGGUGCAAUGUGCAGUGUCAUAGUAUGAGAAUAUUCGAAUUAAAAGUUUGCUUCCGUGUAGGUAUAUGUAUACCUACUUAUAAUAUAUAAAUAGAAUAGAAGAGAAUAUAAAAUUUAUAUAAUCUAAGUAUAUAAAGUUAUCUAUAGAACAUCCGCUUGCGAUUUUCUUAAUAGACAACUAUUUAUACGCGGAUUCUAUGGUUUGUAUAAAACAUCCUCCUGUAAUAUCCCCAUAUUAUCCUUUUAGGAUACAGGACCUAGGUAUCCGUCCGUGUCUAUUUUUAACUCUAUAAUGAAAUCAUAACAUUAACUUAAAAGAACUUUCGUUCUCAUUCUAUCAA
Molecule: messenger RNA, 3504 nt
Organism: Pararge aegeria (speckled wood butterfly)
Lineage: Eukaryota; Metazoa; Arthropoda; Insecta; Lepidoptera; Nymphalidae
Exons: 5
Coding region: 30-953 (307 amino acids)
Source: RefSeq, a predicted model, not a curated record